AGAAUGGUCGAUGUUGGUGGCCAAAGAUCAGAGCAACGCAAAUGGAUACAUUGUUUUGAUAACGUCAAUGGUGUCCUUUUCGUAGCUGAACUUUCUGGAUAUAACCAAAUGUUGUUUGAUGGAGAACAAACAGUCAAUAGACUAAAAUAUAGCUUAUAUCUGUUCAAAAGGAUUGUGAAUAACAAAGCUUUUGGUAAAAGAACGGCCAUUAUUCUUUUUCUUAAUAAGGUAAUAGUUAACUAG
This is a messenger RNA of Meloidogyne enterolobii, 243 nucleotides long. The record is from the annotation of a GenBank genome assembly. Lineage: Eukaryota; Metazoa; Nematoda; Chromadorea; Rhabditida; Meloidogynidae.